AUGUGUGUAACCUUGAAGGGUCAUUGGCGAGGAUUUCGUGAAACUUGGUCGGUUCUGGGCGAGUUUAUGGGAUCGGAAGAGCGAGCAAGCGGAGAGUGUGUAUGUGUGACAGGCAAGAAGAAAGGCAAUUCUACUGCUGUCGAGUAUCUCCUCGGUGUGCGCGCAUUAUUGUGGCGCGCACGAGAGAGGGAGGGCGGGAGAAAAGGAGGAAUAGACAAAAGCAAAAAGGCGUGA
Sporothrix schenckii 1099-18 is the source of this 234-nucleotide messenger RNA. RefSeq lists its product as uncharacterized. The coding region runs from base 1 to 234 and encodes 77 amino acids. The record is from RefSeq and is a predicted model, not a curated record. Lineage: Eukaryota; Fungi; Ascomycota; Sordariomycetes; Ophiostomatales; Ophiostomataceae. The transcript has a single exon.